Messenger RNA from Lodderomyces beijingensis, 1086 nucleotides. Lineage: Eukaryota; Fungi; Ascomycota; Pichiomycetes; Serinales; Debaryomycetaceae. The record is from the annotation of a GenBank genome assembly.
AUGUUGAAGAAAACCAACAGCUACAUCUACCAAACAGCGUUUCCCAUGCCAGCAACAACGAAACCCGAAAUACCAUGGAAAUCAUGGCAAAACUGGAAGGAAAUACUACAAGGUCUCUACCCAGGCAAACCAACUUUCACCGAAGUAGAAUUACAACAAGUAUUAUCCCUAGAUGACAAUAACCACGAGCGAGUAAUGAUCAUCACGGGAGGCAACAGCGGGAUCGGUCUCGAGCUAAUCAAGAAAAUCACCAAGGCGACAAACAAGAUCCGAAUCUACGUAUUCGCAAGAAACCGCGACUCUACGCUCCGUGCCAUUGAAAACUUACCCCAAGUCCACUACGUCCAUCUCGACCUCGCGGAUAUAUCCACCGUGAAACCAGCAGUGGCCCAAUUCCUCACCAUGGAAACGCGAUUAGACAUAAUCAUACACAACGCAGGCACGAUGCACCCGCGGCAGGGCCACUUCACGGAGCAAAACCACGAGAUCCACCUCGGUGUGAACUGCAUCGGCCUGCACUUACUCCAGCACCACUUGAACCGCACCAUUAUUGAAACGUCGCGAAGCCAUCGCAACUGCCGUAUAAUCUGGGUAUCGUCGACGCUGCAUUUCUGGGCUCCACGCCACGGACUAUACUUCCCGGACCCCAACUUUCUGUUUACUACACCACCGAGCGCGCUCACUUUAUACUCGCAGUCUAAAGCAAUCAACAUCAUCCAAUCUCGAUUAUGGAACAUGAUGAAUCACGAAGGUGGCGGCGGGGGAAACGAGGAGGAGGAGGAGGAGGAGGAAAGGGUGGUUUGUGUUGCCUUGUGUCCCGGGUACCUCAAGACGGGACUAAGUCGAAACUUAACAAGCGUUGAGAAUUUUUUCGGCGAUAUGAUCACGCAUGAUGCUGCUUGGGGCGCGUAUACUCUGCUAUAUGCUGCGUUCAGCCCCGAGGUUGAUAAAUCUGGCGCAUACGUCAUUUCGUUUGGGAAGUUGGGACGUAGCAGGGGGGAUUUCGACGUUGAUGGGGAUGGAAAUUUGGAGAACAUGGUUCGCGUUUGGCGGUAUCUCGAUGACCAGAUUGCUGAGUAUAAGUGA